Platichthys flesus (European flounder) is the source of this 2901-nucleotide messenger RNA. RefSeq names its product bone morphogenetic protein 10-like. Lineage: Eukaryota; Metazoa; Chordata; Actinopteri; Pleuronectiformes; Pleuronectidae. The record is from RefSeq and is a predicted model, not a curated record. Gene Ontology annotation, biological process: BMP signaling pathway; SMAD protein signal transduction. Gene Ontology annotation, cellular component: extracellular region. Bases 265 to 1635 code for a protein of 456 amino acids. The transcript has 2 exons. Gene Ontology annotation, molecular function: cytokine activity; growth factor activity.
AGCCUUAGUGACAUCUCGACACAUGUCAGCGCAGCACAUUGGACGGCACAGCCCUGCCCUCACGACCAGACCACAGGACCAACGAGGGCAAAGCUGUUUUCUCUUUGCCCCCAACACCAACCUGUUGUCCUAUUUAACCAAGGUCAGCCCUCCCUCAAAAACCUACAACUGUUCGCAAAGGGUCCUCUCCCAGAAGGAUCCCUCACAUCUUCUCAUCGGCUUCUCAGUCUCUGGAUCUUAAACCCGUUCCUCCACUUCUCCACCAUGGCCGCUGGCUUUAUCCGCUCCCUGAAUGUCCUCCUUCUGGCGUUGACUGGCCUGAGCUGGAGCAGUCCCAUCAGGCCCCCCGAGACCCACCGCAGGCCGUCAGUUGGCAGGGACGUAGGUGAUAAUCCGCUCCUUGACGCGCAGGACUUCAUGAGGCAGAUUCUGUCCACACUGAACCUCACAGAGCUGAGGCCCCAGCCCAGGGCCCUCGCUGCCCGUAAGGAGCCGCCCGAGUACAUGUUGGAGCUGUACAACCGCUUUGCCCACGACCGCACGUCUGUGCCCUCGGCCAACAUCAUGCGCAGCUUCAAGAAUGAAGAUUCCUCCCCCUACAGUUUAACGGCCGGGGGUGUGCGGAUAUUUCCCCUGAUGUUCAACCUCUCCAUGCCCCACCACGAGCACAUAACCAUAGCCGAGCUUCGCCUUUUCACCCUGGUCCGGCGGGCCCAACGACCACACUCUGGCCUUGACUGCAAGGUGACCAUUUACAAUAUACACGAGGGCGUUGUUUGGACCAGAGAGGUGGGGAAAGAAGGCGGAAGGAGGGAGAAAGAAGAGGUGGUGGAGAUGAAGGAUCUGGAGGAACUGGUGACAAAGCAUGUCCAUGUCAGAGAUAACAAGUGGGUGUCGUUUGACCUGACUCAUGUGGUAACGCUCUGGCGGAAGUCGGGGUGUGCGGCUCACAGAUUGGAGGUUCAUAUCACGACUCCAGAGGAGGACGGGGCCACGCGGGAGGUCACAGAGGAGGGUGAAGCCUCGAUUGAGAUUGAUAUCGACAGGAGCUCGGAGGGAAAACAAAACGCCGUGCUGAUUGUGUUCUCAGAUGAUCAGAGCAGGGACCACAAACAGGAUAAACAAGAGCUCAGUCAGAUGAUUGAGCACGAGAACGACCUCGCUGAGAGCACAGGCCGGAGCCAACAAGCUUUCCGGGGGCACGUCAAUCACAACGCUGGCCUCGCAAACCAGGACGACCUGGACAAACAGUCUCUCCUGCAGCUGCAGUCCAACCUUAUCUACGACACACCUCCCCGAAUGCGUCGCAAUGUUAAGAGCGAGCCGUGCAAGAGGACGCCGCUCUUUGUGGAUUUUAAAGACAUCGGCUGGGACGCGUGGAUCAUCCAGCCCCUGGGCUACGAGGCCUACGAGUGCAACGGGGUGUGCAACCCGCCGUUGACCUCCGAGGUCUCGCCCACCAAACACGCCAUCGUGCAGAGCCUGCUGAGUCUGAAGAGUCCAGAGAGGGCCUCGCGUGCCUGCUGCGUGCCCACUAAACUGGAGCCCAUAUCGCUCCUUUAUCACGAUAACGGCGUGAUCACUUUCAAUCACAAGUACGAGGGGAUGGUGGUGGCGGAGUGCGGAUGCAGAUAGUCCUGAAAACACAGAGAGAUAGAGACUGCACGUUGCACACGUCUUCCCACAUUUCAACUAUAUCUACUCGAGAUCUCAUACAGUGGCGUGUGACGAAACAAACAACACACAAUUCUGGACUUAGUUGUACAUUAGUGAUGGACACAGAUUUGUGCUGAAUGUUGUAAAUUUGCAAUUGUAUAAAGGAAAAGCAGUUAUUAUAUUAGUGUAGAAUAUAAAGCUUUCAAAGCAGGUGUUAUUCAGUCUGUCAUGCUUUGUGACGAUGUGGUGGGUUUUGUAUAUGAGAGUGUUUUUUGCAUCAUCAAGAUAAAAAGUGGAUUAUCUUGAUAAAUCAUUGCAACAUCCCUGCGAAACAUUUUUACGAAUCUGAGGUUAAUCAUUUAGAUCUUCUAUUGAUGAAAAUGAUAUUGUGAUAAUUAUAGAUUUUUUCUUUUAUUUUCCGUGCAGCCCUGGGCCACACAUCAGACAAAAUGAUCAUAAAAAGAAUAAAGAAAUUUCCAAACAUCGUGGGAAAAAUAUCUGUUCAAGCUUUUUGGAUCACUAGUCACUAGGUUAAAUAUUGCAGUAACACCAUCUGAUCAAGAAACAAUGUGUAUGUCAAUAGAUCAGUGUGUAUGUAACCCUAUGUGCAGUAUUUCAUGGUGCACAACCUGAAUUUUGUAAUAUUUAAAUGUGGAUUCAGAAGCAGAAUAGCCAAUUUUAAACAGACUAAAUUCAUACUGCAUCAUUAUGUGAAAUGCCAUCAUGCAUUUUCCUCAAAGGAUUUCUCAGAGCUACAUUUAGCUCAGGCAGAGAUUCCUGACGCACAAGUUGAGCGGCUCCUGCUUAUCCAAACUGAACUACUCUGUCAUGACAAAUACGUUAUACCCACUAUAUCACAAUGACUUGCACUACUGUUAGAUUGCUAUAUGUUUGUUUUUUUUAUAUAAAAAUUCAGUUGUGAUUAAAUGCCAAGAUGCUUUAUAAGUAGGAAUAUAUAUUGUUUCUGUGCCCUGUGGCAUGUUUGAGCCAUGGAGGUGAUUUAAAAGCUGUGACAUUUCUUCUUUUAAUUCUGCUCUUCAGAAAAUCUAUCUAUGGUGAUGGCUUUUGAUCACAGGAGGAGUCUCUGAGCUCUUUGUGACUUCUUGUCUGGAUAAAAUGUACAGUUUCUGUUCCCUAACGUCGCUGUCAGCUGCUGGAAAUCUUGCUUCACACCAGCCAUUCAUAUCCUGCUGUUUUGGUUCUCACGUCGAAAAACAUUAAUAAAAUAAAAUAUCUGAAAGCAAA